Rangifer tarandus platyrhynchus (Svalbard reindeer) is the source of this 196-nucleotide messenger RNA. The record is from the annotation of a GenBank genome assembly. Lineage: Eukaryota; Metazoa; Chordata; Mammalia; Artiodactyla; Cervidae.
CUUUCUGGACCCUGUCUUCAUCCCCAAAGUGUCCCCCCAGCACUCAGGGCAGUGCCUGACCCACCACAUCGCUCAGGUUUCAUCUCCGCUCCUGCCUGAUCAGGAGCAGCAUUCACGCAUGCGCAGAGGGAGCUGGGCCGGCAAGCCUCCAAAUGAACUCAUCCUGUACCUGAGUUCUUGGUGGACGCGUGCAUGA